Cottoperca gobio is the source of this 3371-nucleotide messenger RNA. It is a transcript of the gene dnai3, whose product is annotated as dynein axonemal intermediate chain 3. Gene Ontology annotation, biological process: cilium movement involved in cell motility; inner dynein arm assembly. Gene Ontology annotation, molecular function: dynein heavy chain binding; dynein light chain binding. Gene Ontology annotation, cellular component: inner dynein arm. The record is from RefSeq and is a predicted model, not a curated record. NCBI's taxonomy places the organism in Eukaryota, Metazoa, Chordata, Actinopteri, Perciformes, Bovichtidae.
GUCUGCGACACACUCGUUGGGUCCAAAAUGUCUAGGUCUAAUUCAAAUUCAGAACUUACUCAAUUUUAAUGGGAGAGUCACGACUGAAGUCAUUUAACGUGGGUGUAUUUCCGAAGUGUGUUUGUUGUCUUGUGAACAAACUCCUCAGCUGUGUGUGAACGAAUGGCACAGUGCCACUGAUGAGAAGAGGAAAACAGUGCGGAGGAUUUCAAGCUAACUACUAUGGUUGAAAUACCGGUAAACUUUAUUCAUCUAUAAACUGUAGUUAGAGUUUAUGUUUGUGGGAUUUAAGUUAUCCUUAACUGCGAAUAGCAGCACCUUCGAUGGAAACGACGUGUAAUAAACACACUUUAUAGUUUAUACUAUACAUCUUUAACCACAGUGUGUUUUCAUCACUGUUAACAGUUACCCCUGCUAACGUUAGUUAGCCAGUAAGUAGAUGCAGCCGGACUAUCAUUAGCUAACGUUAGUUAGCCAGUAAGUAGAUGCAGCCGGACUAUCAUUAGCUAACGUUACUUUCUUCUGUGAAGAACAUCACGUCGAAGGCAGACCAUGGACGUAAUGGAGUGAAGCUAUCCUAAGAGCAAGGAUGCCACCCAAGAGAUUAAAAAGUGCAAGAAGCAGUGCUGGCAUUAAGGGGAAAAGUAAAGGCAAAACGAUUCAGUCAACUGCACAAGUGGAAACGCUUGGUCAUCCAGAUGAUAUUUUCCCCAUGGUCCUGACAUCAGCCACCCAGGAGCUCUUUGGUUGCCGCACUGAUGAGGACGUCACAAGGGAGAGCCCUUACAAGCUGCUGAAAAAAGACGACAUCAUACAGGACAUUAAGACAAGAGCUGCAGUGUCCGAUUUCAGCCCCGUGAAGCAGAUUGUGCUGGACUACCCAGAGGAUGAGCUCUUGCUGGUUUUUGACAGGGACUUCACUUAUGACCAGUGCUUCUACCUGGUUCUGACGUCAGAAGCGAAGGACAGAAUCUUCAAUGUAAUGUUAGAGCCCCCACAGCCGAAGACACCAGAAGUGUUUGAGAGGGAAGUCAAUAAAACCCCAGAACCAAAGCCAUGGAUAUCUCUUGGCAGUGAGCUGGAAAUAGAUGAAGAAUCUUUCAAAGAGACCAGAGAAAAGCUGUGGUACAAGUUCUCCAGAGUGCGGAGGAAGUUUGGGGCACCGGUCUGUUUUUCGGACCGCAACAUUGCAGAUGCUAAGGAUGACUACCAACAUUGUGCUUCCUACCAAGACAGCAGAUUCAGCAUCAAACAGAUGCAGAGGGACUGUGGGAUGCAGGCUGUUCCCAGACUGCAGAGCAGCAGUGCUCAGACACAGUGGAAGUUUCAAAGGAAUGUCUUUACCCAGUACACGCCAAGAGAGUUAAGUGAUGAAGAAAAAGAGACCAUCCUCCAGUCUGAGAGUCUAAAGAAUUUUUGCAUCUCAGUGACCCCCAGGGUUUUACAAGCCCUUCAGCAGGAGGAAAUCAUGAAUGUGUUCUGUGACGACUGGAAGGCUCUGGGGCCAGCAGCUGAGGAUGGUGACUGGUCUGGGAAGGUUUCCGAAGGUUUGAUGCUUUAUCAGGCCUUCACAGACCAGAAGUACACUAAGGACAAGAUCAUCAGCAGCAUUAAUUGGCACCCUAACAUCUACGGUGUGAUAGCUGUGGCUUUGACACAUACAAAGGAGAAGCGGUUGAAUGAGUCCUCAACGUUUGUCGUCGGAGCGUCUCACAUCGUCUUCUAUAGCUUCUCCGAUCCCUCUAAUCCCCAGUUGCUGCUGGAGUGCCCAGAUGACAUUUUUGCCUUUGAGUUUUGCCCUUCUGAUCCAAAUAUUAUCGUUGGCGGCUGCAUGAAUGGCCAGGUCGUGUUGUGGGACAUUUCUGCUCACGUCACCCACUUACAGGGAGCACAGCCUGGUAAAGAUGCAUCUGUCAACACCGACACAUUCGACCUCGAUGACAACAAAGAGAAUAAGACUCCUGCCGUGCGCUACUGUGCUGUGUCUGCAUUAGAGAGCAGCCACAAAGCACCAAUUACUGAUGUCCAGUGGCUGCCACCAACAUUUGAGGUGACCAGGGCGGGCUUACCAGUGGAGAACAAGUACAACAUUUCUACUCAGGUUGUCACCUGCUCCCCUGACUGUGCUAUAAUGUUCUGGGAUGUGCGAGUGACAAAACCGUUGAGCCAGUCAGCGUCAGACAGGAAGCAGAAUGCGGAUCAGAAGACACCCCACAGUGUCCCCGACACUUUCAAACAUCUGGACCGGACAUGGAAACCUCUGUUCAGGGUUUCCCUGCCAAAGAUCGAUACCAGUGGAGAAUACGCUCCUCUAAAGUUCAGCCUGGAACACUACACCUGUAAUGGUAAUAAUACAGGCAGGACCAAAGAGGAAGCUAAUGAAAAUGAUGAUGGAUCAGAGGUCAUCCCAGACUACAGCCGGCUCAGAGUGCCCUCAGCUAAGACACUCACGACUCUGGAAGAUGUCAAUACCAGGCUCUAUAUUGGAACAGAGGAUGGGGAGAUUGUUUACACUGACUGGAAACUGGCGAAGGACGACUCUGGAAGGCUGCAAAGUGCCAAGCCCCUCCACUGUUUUAGCAUCCAUCACUGGCUGGUGAAUACGGUACAGAGGUCGCCCUUCUUCAAAGACAUUAUUUUGACAACGGGAAGCUGGAACUUUGCCAUCUGGAAGGAGGGAGUCAUGGAUGGCCCCAUCAUCAUGUCACCAAGCUCUGAGCAGGUGUGCACUGUGGGAUGCUGGUCGCUGUCCCGGCCAGCUGUUUUCUUCAUUGGGAAAGAGGAUGGCAGCAUCGAGGUGUGGAACCUGCUGGAAAAGAGCAGUGAACCUGUGCAGGUCAACGCACACGUCACCAAUGCCAAGAUUACCUGCAUCAAACCCUGGACUGCCUCCUCCAAGCAGCACUUCCUGGCUGUGACUGAUGACCUUGGGAUGGUUCGUGUUUUCGAAAUCCCGAAGACACUCUACGUUCCCUCCAGGAGUGAGAGUUUGACAGUGAAGAAAUACUUUGAGCUGGAGGAGGACAGGUUGAAGGAUCUUUUGAAGAGGAGUGAACUGUGGGCAAAACAGAAGAAGGAAGCUGAAGAACUAAACAAGAGGACGGAAUCUAACAAGCCAGUCGAAACCCUGUCGGAGAAUGAAGAGCAGAACUUGAAGGCGCACGAUGAUUACGUGAUGCUGGAGGAAAGCAUCCUGAAGGGCUUGGGCCUGUGGCCAGCUACUGCUGACACACAAGAUACCUGAUAUCACACACAUAUCUGCUCAAAUUGCAUUUUAUAUAAAACAGUUUUAUCAUAUUAACUGUUUAAAAAUAUAUAUAAAAACGCUAUAUUUUGACAUUUUUCAUUUGAAUAAACUUGUUUGUAUCUUU